CCCCUACGUCACUUCCACCCCUCCAAAAACAUGGCGGCCGCCAGUCCGUCAGAUGCAGUGCUUUCACUGCCCCAAAAUGUAGCUAUUAAGACCGAGCCAGAGACCGAGGACGGUCCGCUCUUUGUUCCGGAGAAUGUGCCUGUUAAGCGGGAGCCCGCCGUCCCGCUCCUGUCCCCGGUGAGCGGUCUGCAGCCGCUCGCCUGGUCGCAGGACCACCGCCUGGCUGUCUGCACCACCAGCUCCCUGUCGCUGAUGGAGCUGGUGUGCGAUGUACACAGCAACAAACAGGACCUGACGCUGCACAGGACCUCAAUACCCGUCCCCAACGAAGCAUACAAAAUGCGGGUAGGACCAGCAGCGGAGCUAGCUCAAGCAGUGGAGAAGUUCACCACACAUCCGGACCCCACAGUAAGGCAAGUUUUUUUGGCUGACACAGUGAUGAACCCAGCGGUAGGAGUGCAGAAAGGAAUAAAAUAUGCCAGUUGGUCUUCGUUAGGUUGCGACUCAAGUGGACGCUGUCUGCUCGCUUGCCUAACACUUGAUAACAGACUCACCAUUCAUAACAGCCAUAAGCGACUCGAGUGGAACAUGCUCGUCGAUCUCACCAAAAAGUACAGUGAGAGGCUAAAAGAGCGAGGCUACGCCAAAAAAGACAACAAGCCCCCACAGGCAAACCUGCUGGACUUUGACGAGCUGCAGCGGCGCUUCCGUAUGCAGACUCCUCUGAGAAUGGAGUGGUCGAGCGUUUACACGAUCAAACAGGUUCAGACGGACAACACGUGCGUAGACGUGGAGAUGGUCCUCCUCUCCGUAUUAAUGGAAAAUGGUGACCUCGUGUUAUGGAAGUUUGUGUUGCCCUUCAUAAACGGGGCAGAUGUCAUGUUUUAUGAUAUCAUCGAGUCAGGUGUGACUAGACCGAGUAACCUGGCCUGGUGGGAGUAUGAAAGCGCAGAUCGCCGGAUGAGUGGACUGAUCAUCGGCAGUGAAGUGGGACCUGUCAAGAUCAUGCCGGUCAGCCUGUCUGGAGUAAAGGGCUACUUCACCCUCCGGCACCCUGUCAUUCUCUGGAAGGAGUGCGACGAAAUUGCUGUUGAGAACAUCAAAUGUGUCCCAAUGAUCCACCCGAUCCAGAAAUCCAGUUGCAGCCUCAUCGUGGCCUCACGCGGCUGCUACGUCUUUUGGUGUUUGCUCAUGAUUUCGCCGGCCGGACUAAACGUACACAAUUCACAUGUGGCAGGGCUGCACUCGCUCCCUGUGGUCUCGCUAGCAGUCAGUCAACAUGGUGUCACGGUGUACACGUGUGCCACAGACGGGUGGAUUAAAAAGCUGACACCAACAUUUACAGAGAACACUUUGAUUUUUAAACAAGAGGACAUGCUUCAACCGGAAAACGUUACAGGGAGGAGGAUACAUGGGAUUGCGGUAAGCCGCAAUGGAGCAUAUAUUGCGCUUGCCAGCACACAAGGUAUGGUUGACGACUUUCAUCCUGUUAACAGGACAUACCAGGUUCACUUUGUGACCCUGAAAACGCCAGAGAUGGCCACAGCACUGCUGCUCAAGUCCCCUACACAGAGCUUGUACAAAAUGACUGACCUGCUUGACCUCGUCAGGUGGCAAAUUCUCAAGAACAAGUGCAUCCCUGCGUCACUGCUGGAAGAACUUGAUCGAAAGAUCCAGGAAGUAGACUCACCCUACUUUUGGCGUUUCAAGCUAUUUUUGGUGCGUAUGCUGUACCAGUCACUACAGACACCACCCACAGACAACCGCUGGAAGCCCACACAUGAGGAGAGCAAGGUGUUUGUCAGGGACGAGGAAGAGGAGGAUGGAAAAGAUGAAGAAGAUGGCUCACAAGAAGAAGGCGAGCCUGGUGGAGUAAAGCAGGAGGCCAAUCAGGAAGAGCAGAUGGCGGAGGUGCAGGCUUGGAUCAAUGCUGUUGAGACCCACCUGAUGAGGGAAAACAUAAAGAAGGUGCUGGGGGUGGUGUACCUCAACACCUGGAUUACUCAGAACACCAGCAUACCCACCUGUGGCCUGAUGGAGUACCUCUCCAAGGACACUAACGACAGAGCUUCAGAGGUCCUGAUUGGCCACAUCAAGAAAAAGAUGAACAAGCAGACGUUCUUGGAGCGCUGCAGCCUGUGUCAGGCAGCGCUGCCCUUCUCGGACCACAAACAAGCAGUCUGUAAAAACGGUCACAUGUGGCUCAGGUGUGUGUUGUCAUACCAGGCCUGCCAGACGCUGACGUUCAGACGUUGCCUCCUGCUGGAUAGCAUCGCCAGACUGCCACAGCCUGAGGAUCCAGAGUGGAUAAAGAAGUUACUGCAGGCGCCGUGCACGCUCUGCGACUCGCCCAUGAUCUAGAGCCGAACCGUGGGAGGAACCUCAGGGCUUCCCUGCGACCUUCAGAGCUCCCCACUCUGAUGCAGGGUCCAAUUUUGUUAGACAUCACUGCUACAAUUUUUUAUUUCAUGUAUUUUGUUCAUGUUUUUAUCCCUUUAUAUUGGUAUCUUAAAAUGCAAAUAAAAGGCUUUGAUUAUA
This is a messenger RNA of Acanthopagrus latus (yellowfin seabream), 2538 nucleotides long. It is a transcript of the gene gtf3c4, whose product is annotated as general transcription factor IIIC, polypeptide 4. Gene Ontology annotation, biological process: transcription initiation at RNA polymerase III promoter. Gene Ontology annotation, cellular component: transcription factor TFIIIC complex. Gene Ontology annotation, molecular function: protein binding; histone acetyltransferase activity. The transcript is spliced from 5 exons. Bases 31 to 2361 code for a protein of 776 amino acids. Lineage: Eukaryota; Metazoa; Chordata; Actinopteri; Spariformes; Sparidae. The record is from RefSeq and is a predicted model, not a curated record.